Molecule: messenger RNA, 1461 nt
Organism: Aspergillus niger
Lineage: Eukaryota; Fungi; Ascomycota; Eurotiomycetes; Eurotiales; Aspergillaceae
Exons: 2
Coding region: 1-1461 (486 amino acids)
Molecular function (GO): DNA-binding transcription factor activity
Source: RefSeq, a predicted model, not a curated record
AUGGCUCAGUCUGUUCAGUCGAUGCGGCUCAACAAUGGCCUUGACUCCACGCUCCUCUCGGUUCGCAGUGACCCAUCCUUAUACAUGAUGGCCCACUUUCAACCCUUCCCAGACCUCCCGCAUACAUCCUCCGAGGACAAUCUGCCCCAGGAUUAUGAACUAUUUCCCUGUCAGUACGAGCCUUAUGCGGACCCCACGGCUAUUCAACGCCCUUCAAGCUUCCAACUUCAUCUCUCUCCUCCUAUCGACCUACCUAUGAAGAACCCUUACAUCGCCCCGUCCAUGUCGUGGUCAAACGAGCCAGUCUUACCUCAAAACACCGACGCAUUGACUGCUACUUCUUCUGAGUUCGGCUCACCUUGGAGCAAUGAACUCGUCUCCAGUCCAGAAGCGAAAGACAGUCUCGCCACCGGUAGCUCGAGUUGGCUCAGCAUGGGAUGCUAUAUGUCUCCUCCAUACACCUGCGACGAAGUCGCACUUCCGCCAUUGGGGUUCGGGUCUUGUUCUUCCCCAUCCGCUCUAACAGACGUUGACAGUCUGGUGGCGCCUUCCCAAGUAUAUCCCGACCCCGACCCUAUUGUGAAACUUGAGUCAGAUUCGGAGCAUGUUAUGGGCGGAACGUUUUGCUACAACAGCCCUCCCCAGCACGAUGAAUUCGAUACCGGCUGUGACAUUCAAAGUUGCCAAUACGCAGAGACAGCAAGUCAGCAAGAAGCCUGUGGCUCUUCCGGUGAUCAGCUCAAGACACCGAGGCUGUCUAGCACGAACACAGGCCGCAUCAGCAAGAAGCGGCCUCGCAAAACAUCCACCAAAGCAAAAUCUACCUCUGCAGCUCGGGCCCUUACCAAGACCGGGAGUAAGAAGGAAAGUGCGAAGUCCAGCCGGGUAUUCAUCUGCAGCUUUUCCCACUAUGGAUGCCAGAGUACCUUCGUUUCGAAGAACGAGUGGAAGCGCCAUGUGACCUCGCAGCACAUCCAACCUGGGUUCUACCGUUGUGACGUCGGACGCUGCAGUCUGGAUAAUCUCAAGGGCAAGGAUCAGGACACGAACAACAGUUGUGCCUCAUUCAACGAGACACAUCUUGUGAAUGACUUCAACCGAAAGGAUCUCUUCACCCAACACCAGCGUCGCAUGCAUGCUCCCUGGGUCGGACGCAACAGCAAGAAGCCCGAAACUGAGAAAGAGCGCGAUGAUUUCGAGCAGAGCCUUGAAGCGAUUCGGGCUCGUUGCUGGCAUGAACAGCGCAAGCCACCUACCCAGAGCGCCUGUGGUUUCUGUGGACAGCGGUUCAUUGGAGUCCGGAGUUGGAACGAUCGAAUGGAGCAUGUUGGUCGUCACUACGAGAAAGGUGACGCGGACCAUGAAGCCGAGGAUACUUUCUUGCGCCAAUGGGCAGUGGAAGAGGACAUCAUCCGGCAGGUGGAAGGGGAGUGGAAGUUGGUCGGUCUUUGUGAGAAGUGA